GUCCAGAACAUCCUUCCUGUCAGUAACCUACUGAGAUUUAAGGGGUUAAACCACUAAGGAGUGCCCUCUAACAUUACACAUGAUCUGUUUCAUACAAUUAAGGCAUUCCCUUCAGUAAGUGAAACAUGUCUUUUAGCUUCAAUAUACAAGCAUAGUAGCAUCUAUCGAUUGUGCAUUUACACAACGUUAACAGUCAGCUAACAAAUCAUUACUAUCAUCUCGGUGUAAUGCAGAGGACGGACAUGAGGACGGAGGACAGAUGUGUGUUGUUGUCAGGGGGACUGUCCGCGGUGCUGAUGUUGCAGGGAGGGGCAUGACGUCACGGGAGAGACCGGGAGGAAGAGGAGAAGGGGGAGAGAAGAAGAGGGGGAAAGAGAAGGAGCAGGAGGAGGAGAGAGCGGGGGGAUGACUGCAUGAAAAAAGGAGGAAAAAAAACAAAACAACAAUCAUGACUCCUUUAAUCCAUCCUACGGGUUUUUUCUUGAUAAAUCAUAAUGUUUGGUCUGUUUACCUACACAGUAUGCCGCAAUAAAUGACGAGCCAUCCCCGAUAAGUGUGAGCUGGCGUGAGAGAGAUGUCAUCUCCAGGCAUGGGCACCCCCAGUGAUCCCCUCUUGGCCAGUCCAGGAGGGAGAUUAUCCACAGCUCAGGAAGGUAUCUGGAGGAGCUCACUCCCCAAAACUGCCAGCUUCCCCACAUCCACCACUCGGCACCUCAGUCACAGAGCCAAUAACUUCCAAAGACAGCCAAAGCGUCGGAAGCUGAUAAGACCUUCGCCACCGCCGCCGCCCAACACACCCUGUCCCCUGGACCAGCUGGACCUCAGUGAGCUUCCCCCAAGGCGUACCUUUCAAGAGCUGGUCUUCAAUGGCUGCAUACUGUUUGGUAUUGAAUUUAGUUAUGCCAUGGAAACAGCUUAUGUGACUCCUGUGCUUCUACAGAUGGGAUUGCCUGAUCAGUUCUACAGCUUGGUGUGGUUUAUCAGUCCCAUACUGGGAUUCCUCGUUCAGCCUCUCAUUGGAGCAUGGAGUGAUCGUUGUACAUCCCGGUUUGGGCGAAGAAGACCCUUUAUUUUUGCCUUGGCUAUAGGGGCUUUGGUUGGUCUAUCACUGGUGCUGAACGGGCGGGACAUUGGAAGUGCACUUGCGGACACAGCAUCAAAUCACAAGUGGGGAAUUGUCCUGACAGUGUGUGGUGUGGUUCUGAUGGACUUCAGUGCUGAUUCAGCCGACAACCCGAGCCAUGCCUACAUGAUGGAUGUGUGCAGCCCAGAGGACCAGGAUCGGGGGCUGAACAUCCAUGCAUUACUGGCAGGACUAGGAGGUGGAUUUGGCUACAUUGUGGGCGGCAUCAACUGGGACCAGACACAGUUUGGAAGGUCGAUGGGAGGUCAACUACGGGUCAUUUACAUGUUCACGAGUGUCACUUUGGUGAUCGCCACAGCCAUGACUCUGAUGAGUAUCCCCGAACGGCCCCUACCAAAGAGCCAGCCGAGCAAAAACUCUGGCAAAACCCAUCUAAAAAGCCCCAGCCUCCCUCUUCCUCCCUCUCCCCCUGUUCCCCCAGGGUCAGCGAUGGGGCUGGAUGAAGAAGAUGAGGAUGGUCUUUACAGCUACAAUUUCUCUACAAAGUCUCACCCAAGUAACUCUGAGCCUCUGGCCCAUUCUUGCAGUGCCAAUGCACGCCUCUGUGCUGGCCUAACUAGCCCCAUAUCACCCCUGAGCCCCCUCACACCAAAAUAUGGCAGCUUUAUUAGUAGGGACAGCUCACUCACUGGCAUCAAUGAGUUUGCCUCCUCAUUAGGAACCUCCUAUAUAGACAGUGUGCUCAUAAACUGCUACACAGGUCAGCAGACACCACAGGCUUUGGCCUCUAACUCCACCACUGCGCCCCUGCCUCCAGGGGACUCUCCUCCUGACGAGUCCAGACAGGGAGCAGGGAGCAAUCCUGCAGGACAAACCCAGGCUGACGUGGCAUCUCAUCCAGCUGAGGAAGCUCAGGAUGCAGAAGCGUCACAGCCUGAGGGAGAUGCACAAUCUCAAGGAGCAUCUCAGGUCACAGCUGGGGCUCAGCCUGGUGCAGGGUCACAUCGGAGCUCUUCUGCUGGUAUCCUGAAGCGACCUCAGAGUCUUGCACUAAUAGAGGAGCCGAUGGCAAACCAGAUUGUUGGGCUGGAGAAUGGACGCAGGAGAACAGUAACCUUCAGCCAGCAGGUUGCAAACAUUUUGCUGAAUGGGGUGCGCUAUGAGAGUGACCUGAGUGAGAAUGUGGAGACAGGAGAAUCCCAAAUGUCAAUGAAGCUGCUGUGUAUAGCCAUCUACAGGAUGCCUCCCUCUCUGCGAAGUUUAUGCACUAAUCAUUUUUUGGGCUGGCUGUCCUUUGAAGGUAUGCUGCUCUUCUACACUGACUUCAUGGGGGAGGUUGUGUUUGAAGGUGACCCAAAGGCACCCCAUGACUCCGAGGCUUACCAACGCUACAAUGCUGGUGUUAGCAUGGGCUGCUGGGGCAUGUGCAUCUAUGCAUUCAGUGCUGCUUUCUACUCAGCCAUAUUGGAGAAACUGGAGGAGCGUUUCUCUCUUCGUACACUAUAUUUCUUUGCCUACCUGGCAUUUGGUUUGGGCACAGGCCUGGCCACACUAUCCACCAACAUCUACGUGGUACUUUCUCUCUGUGUCACCUAUGGGGUGCUCUUUUCCUCUCUAUGCACGCUGCCUUACUCUCUGCUGUGUGAAUACUACCAGAGCCCUCAGUUCUGUGGCUCAUCAGAGGAAGGGACCAGACGGGGGAUGGGGGUGGACAUCUCUCUGCUCAGCUGCCAGUAUUUCCUGGCUCAGAUCCUGGUCUCUGUGGCGAUGGGACCUCUGACCUCACUGGUGGGUGGGGCCCAGGGAGUGAUGUACUUUUCAAGCCUGAUGUCAUUCGUGGGCUGCCUGUACUCCUCUCUCUGCGUGGUGUACCAGCUGCCCCCCCCUGAGGGUGAGCCCCCCGAAAGCGAGACCCAGCCACUAUUGGUGCACAUUUAGAAAAAAAAAUAAAAAUAAAAGCCUUUUGAUUUACUUUACCUCACACACACACCCACCCACCGGCACAUACGCUCUCACGCUGUCGCUUAGUGUCUGAGUGUGUUGACCUUCACAGCACUGAUAGGGCAAACACACUGUGCACCCUGCCGCACACUGUACAGCACAAUUCCAUAUAUUGUUUCACACUAAUCAGCACUGUUCCUCUCAGAGCUAGACAGACAGACAGACAGACAUUGGCCACUGCUCUAAUAUGUGUAUACAUGACCCAUAUGUGUUCAUACAGUGUGUGUGCCCAUGCAUCUUUUCCUAACUUUUGCAAAUGAAUGUGUGUGACCAUUCUGAAUGCAGAUGAAUGGAUGUGUGUGUGUGAGAGAGAGACUGUGAGUGAAUUCUUGUAGUGUAGAGAAGCCUAAGUUGUUUCUGUGUCCAAUUCUUUGCUGUAAAAUCUUGCAUCAUCUUUUCCUGCUUGUCUGUGUUUAGAAUAGAAAUGUUGAUCACUACGUGCAGGCUAACCACAGCUUUCCCUUAGUUUUUCUUCCUUUUAUCAGUUGCCUAACGUCUGCAUGAGCUGCAAUGUAAUCUCUUCGAACCUUGUGUUAACAUUUGUUUUGGUCACACGGCCAAGGGAAUGUCUACCUGCCUGUUUCUCUGAGUUAGUGUAUCAGCAUCGACACCCUAGGAAGGAUUUUCUGACAAAAUGAAUGUGCUGCCAGUGAUCACUCACACUCACACCGUUAAUGCUUCAUUAAUUCAACAGCUUUUCUGGCAUAAUUUGGCAAACACAUAUUUAAUAUUCACAUGAAGCUGAAUUUAAUCACAGUUACAGUCAUGAAGGGCUUCACAUUGUCUGAGACUUAUCAGUGUGCUAUUCCCAAAUUUCACAGUCUGGUGCUGGGUGACUCUUAAUAAAGUCCCAAGUAUGAGUACAAUGCCAAUUAAGCACUUAAUCAGUGUAAGGCCAUGACUAAUAGGAUGACACACAUACAAACGCUCGUACAUAAACUUUCAAAAACACAGAGAAAUGUGUGCUGGUGGCAAAUUCUGUCUGGGCCCUCACUAAGCCAUCGACAGCCGUGAGCUGUCACCCUACUCCUGGCCAUGCCAUUGUAAUAAUGACAGUGAUUCUUGUCAUUAUCAGGAAGAGGAGAAGUUGAAACUGGGGUGUGAAUCAGCAUUCAGUCGGAAACCGAACAAAACAGAAGAACAGGGAGAAGACUCAUGUGAACUAUGGGUAACCCUGAAGGUGGACAACAAUGAAAAGACUGUGGGGGUUCAUAGAGCCAGCAGCAAGUGCUUAUUGUCAUCAUUAGGGCGCAUGCUUAAGGUAGUAGGCUUCUGCUCCACCACGCACAACCCAUCAACUCAGUUUAGAAAGCAGCAGAUCAUUUUUCCAUCCUGAAGAAGCCAUCUUUAACGAACAAAAUGAUACAAAUAAUGUUUUAUAUAUACGUUGUGCCAUGGCUAACACUAAGUUUUGUCUAUUCAGCCUCAACACAGGUACCAAGCCUGAUUUCAGGGCUUUAACACACGGUUAACUUUAAUAUAUGACCUGUUUUAAGCCUUGUCAUUGUGAUGGUUUCAUCGACUGGCUCACACAGACACACAUUUAAUACACCAACUCUAGGAUGCCAGUCAUUAUUGCUGCCUCAGCAGAAUGUCAAUAAUUGCCUACUAUUAAAGCCUCCUGGUCUGACUGGAUGCACGCCAUGCUAAUGUUUCUGAGGAAACUAAGCAUGGAUCAUGCUGUUGCAGCUUGCUUGAGAAAAAAAAAACAAUACCACAUUGGGUUUUUGUGUUAUGGUACCACCUAUUGCUCAAUAUUAGCAGUGUUACUGUAAAAGCUACUUUUAUUCAGGGUUCAUUUAAAACUAAAAAUGAUCGUUUUGCCACUUGGGACUCCUGUGUCGAUUACUUUCACUGAUCACUGUAGCCCGAAUCAAUUGUCACCCCAAUUGACUUGAGCAUUAAUCUGUAAGUCUUAUAUUGCACCACAAGAGGGAGCUAGGAGACACAUGACAGUGAUCCAUUGAUUCUGUGCACCCUUUUCCAUUACUGAGUGAGUGAGAUUAUUCCUGCUCCUUCCUGCAUCUAAGACAGCCAUUUUCCAUGUUAAGAAAAUGGGGUCAAGUGACAUCAUCUACGUAUGAAGCUGUGGUUUUUAAAAAAGCAGAACUAAUAUAUAAACAGGUAUUCAUUCACACAAAAAUAGAUGUACUUAAGUAAAAAGACAAUUUAUUUGUUAAUCAGAAUAUACAAAGCAGUGGCUGAAGUAACCGAAUGUCAUUCUGGUUCUGAAAAAGGCAGUCUUGGACACAAAACUGGGCUACCCAGCCAUAACAUAAAAUUCAUUGAAAACGUAAGAAAAACAAAAAGUAUAAAUGGUACAAACUUGCGUGGAAUGCAUACAGAACAAAUGACCAAAGCUUUAAGA
Molecule: messenger RNA, 5453 nt
Organism: Larimichthys crocea (large yellow croaker)
Lineage: Eukaryota; Metazoa; Chordata; Actinopteri; Sciaenidae
Gene: slc45a1
Product: solute carrier family 45 member 1
Exons: 9
Coding region: 575-3022 (815 amino acids)
Biological process (GO): transmembrane transport
Cellular component (GO): membrane
Molecular function (GO): sucrose:proton symporter activity
Source: RefSeq, a predicted model, not a curated record